Austrofundulus limnaeus is the source of this 1509-nucleotide messenger RNA. Its product is annotated as toll-like receptor 4. Bases 1 to 1509 code for a protein of 502 amino acids. The record is from RefSeq and is a predicted model, not a curated record. Lineage: Eukaryota; Metazoa; Chordata; Actinopteri; Cyprinodontiformes; Rivulidae. The transcript is spliced from 3 exons. Gene Ontology annotation, molecular function: protein binding.
AUGUCAAAGCUUAGAGAUCUGGAUUUGAGUUUCAAUUGUAUUGCUUUUGUGGACAAUGGAGCCUUCACUGAUUUGGUUUCAUUAAAAACGCUUUUAUUGUCAGAAAACAACCUCACCUCCUUGUCUGGCGACAUGUUUCAGGGUCUGUCCAACCUUACCAUGCUGGAUCUAAAUGAAAACAAGAUUAAGGUCAUUCAGCCCUCAGCCCUUCAGUUUCUGAUCAGCCUACAAAUUCUAAAUUUAGGAAAUAAUAUGCUCGGAAAAGAACUUAAUCUUGAAGAAACGUACAUACAUGAGCUGCCCAAAGGUUCAUUACAACGGAUGACAAAACUAAACUCCCUGAAUGUGAAUAGCAACUGUCUGACCAAAGUUCCACCUGACAUAAGGAGCCUCACCUUCCUUCAUUUCUUGACUAUGAAAAACAAUCUUAUCUCUGAGAUGACCUGUGAGGAUUUUGUCAACACAACACAGCUUACAGAGCUUCACCUGAGCAGUAACCRUAUUCUCAAACUGGAAAAGUGUGUGCUUGAAAGCCUUACCAAACUAAAGCUUUUAGAUCUGAGUAACAAUCUAAUGCUGACAUUCGGAGACACCUUCAAAGUUACACUUCAGAGGUUAGAAGUUUUAGAUUUAGGGCACAACUCCAUAGUGAUUCUAAAAAAAGGGGAUUUUAGAGGCUUGCGGUCCCUGAAGCAAUUAAAUGUUGCAUCGAAUUUUAUUGGAAGGGUGAUGAAAAAAACAUUUCGAGGACUAAACAACUUGGAAGAUCUGAGCGUAUCCCUUCCACUCGAAUAUGAACCUGACUUCAGUGAAAUAAAGCACUUACAAAAUCUUACAAUCUACCUAAAUACUGAUGGCACUCACAAAAACCCUCAGUUAAACAGUUAUGAAGCCUACACCAACUUGAAAUAUUUGAAAAAAUUCACAGUAGUUUGCAGUGGACAUCACUUUGGGUUCCCUCUGGAUGUACCAAUGGAAAUGCUUCAAGCUAUGAAAAAACUGGAAAAUUUUAAAGCUGUGAAUGUUUAUGUUAAUGCUCCAGAUGUUUAUACAUUUAUGUUCAACUCCCAGCUCAAGAGUCUGACAUUAGCCAGCACUGAUUUAUCYGAUUUGAAACCUGAGCUGUUUCUAACCAUCCCAGGCCUGCAGAUUCUUGAUCUUUCAGGGUCUUACCUCAAGUCUUUGGAUUUUCUUGUGCAGGCCAAUCUUUCUGCUCUCAGAUAUCUGAAACUGACUGAUAACGAGAUCAACGUGAUUAAUGAGACCGUCUUUGAUUCUCUCCCAUCUCUAACAUACCUGGAACUGAGCAUUAACCCAUUCACCUGUGACUGCUCCAAUGCAGGUUUUAUCCAGUGGGUGUUGAAUAACAAGCAAACACAGGUGGUAAACGCACAUCAAUAUGAAUGUUCCUUUCCUGUGGACAAACAAGGAACCUUGUUACUAGACUUUGAUAUCAGGCCCUGUUGGAACGAUGGCAGCUUCUACUACUUCCUCUCUCGUAGAGAUUGA